This is a messenger RNA of Cydia strobilella, 2366 nucleotides long. RefSeq names its product progestin and adipoQ receptor family member 3. Gene Ontology annotation, cellular component: membrane. The coding region runs from base 159 to 1187 and encodes 342 amino acids. NCBI's taxonomy places the organism in Eukaryota, Metazoa, Arthropoda, Insecta, Lepidoptera, Tortricidae. Gene Ontology annotation, molecular function: signaling receptor activity. The record is from RefSeq and is a predicted model, not a curated record. The transcript has 7 exons.
UAAACUAUUACCGUUAUGUUAUAAACAUAAAAGAAAUAUAUAGUCUAGUGUUUACAUAUUUAUUCAUUAUUGUGUGUAGUCACAAAAUAAAGAAAAAAAAUAUGUUUAUUUUGUAACAAGCAAUCUUGUUACAAAAUAAUUAACGUCACAUUUUAAGAAUGACGCUAACUAUGACAAGAAAAGUUUGCGAGGUUCAAGCAGAAACCGUGCAGUUUAUGUCCCUAGAAAAAGCAGAAGAUGAACAUAGACAAGAUGGGGAUUACAGUUCAGGCUCCACUCUUCUUCGACGAGGCAAGAAGCUGGAAGACAACAAUAAUUUAACCAAAGAAGACAUAGAAUAUGUGAAAUACCGCCAGUUGCUCAAGUACGAACAGGCUCCAGAGUAUCUCCAGCAUAAUCCUUACAUAAGAGAUGGAUAUAGGAAGCUACUACCUACUAAACUAUGUUGGGAGAGUAUAUUCUGGUGGACUAACGAAACGAUGAACAUUUGGACUCACUUGUUCGGUUUCUUCCUGGUGUUCGGGCUGACGAUCAACGAUCUGGUCAUCAUCAACAUCCACGCCACCUUCACAGACAAAGUGGUUGCUGCUAUACUUCUCUCAUGUUUCAUGGUGUGCAUGGCGCUGUCAGCGCUGUACCACACGUUCUCAUGUUGCUCGGAGUGCGACUACAACACGUUCCUGAUGUACGACCUGUUCGGCAUAGCGCUGUCGCUGCUCGCCAUAUACACCUCCGGCGUGUACUACGCGUUCUGGUGCCACCAUGAGCUAAAGGCGUUCUACAUGGUAUCCGUAACGCUGAUCUUCGUGGUGGCGAUGACGCUGCAGAUCCCGCGGCUGAACGUGCCGUACCUCGUGAAGAUGUGCGUGUUCAUCGGCUGGGCGGCGUACGGGGUGCUGCCCACGCUGCAUUGGUGCUACGCCAUGGGCGGCUUCGAGAACCCCAUGGUGCAGAUGUUCUUUCCUCGAGUGAUAAUGAUGUACGUUAUAAGCGGAACUGCAUUCAUCAUUUACGCAUUUAAGAUCCCGGAGCGCUGGUUCCCGGGCCGCGUGGACUACAUCGGGCACUCGCACCAGUGGUGGCACGUGCUGGUCCUGGCCGCGCUCUACUACUGGCACAACUCCGGCAUGAUGUACGUGCAGUACCGCAUGAACCACGGCUGCGCCAACACCAUGCGGAUAUUCUGAACUGAACACUAUACAACUUCUACAAACAUUUACUAUUACACACAUGGUCAACAUUAUAUGCUCUCUUUAUCUCUCUCUCUCUCUCUCUGCUAGUUUCACAGUCUCAGGGAACAUAAUACUAGUUCUGCCCUGCUCAUCGUAUGUGCAGUACUUGCAUGAAAAACAUCGGUUAAAUAAAGAACGUAUUCAAAGAGAACAAGAUAAACAAUUACAUGACAUUUCAAGUGCGAUUACUGCAGAUCUGCUGCUGAUGUUGUUAGCCAGGCAGAGUUGUACUUACAUUAUUCUUAUGAAUUGAUUUUUUUCUUGUGUGGGCUGUGAUCGUAUUAUAGCCCGAUCACUUACAUGUAUUUGUCAUUUUUGAUAUUACUCGGUAGUUAAUUUAAACUUGCAAUUAAUGUAGCUUUUAAACUUCUGCAUCUCCUUCUCAUGGUCACCAGAUAUGCAGAUACUUGUAAAUUCGUACGCAAGUGUGACAGGGAGGCAACACGUCGAACGUGGUUCGCGGUAGGCCCUAAGGAAUUUCCAAGUAAAUCGCGUUUGGUGAAUUUACGAUCAAUGGUGAUAGUGUUUAUGUCAGUACAUUCGUAUUCUCUUAAAUUAAAUCUAUCUGCAACUAGUGGUUGUUAGAUGAUGAUAAUCCGACGCGAUAAGAACCGCCGACGCAGUCUGAUAAAGUCUUUGGUCUUAUAGCCAAUGGACAAGCUUACUUAUAAAUAUUUAAAUUUACUAGGUCCUUAGGUAACGUAUUUAUGAGGGCAAUAUUAUCGAUAAAAUAGAAAUAAAAUAAAAUUAAAUGCUCAAGUAAAAUAUUUUAAACAUUCCAUGGGACAUUCCUGAGGAAAAUCCUGAGAACUUUGUGAUUUUAAGUGUACUUAAAAGUUAUAACACGUAAGUGUAUACUGGUGCUGUUAUAAUUGGAUUUGAUUAGUAGGUAUGUAUGAAUCUUUUACUUGGUUUAGAUUUAAAUCACGUCAUAAUUGUUUACGAGAUAAAAUGGUUUUUACUUUCAGAAGUCCAUAUGCAAAUACCUAUGAUUAGUUUUUUUUACUGUAUGUUUUCGUUAUCUGUGAUUGUCCUGUUUUGGUAUUAUUUAUUUUCUUAGUAGGCAAUUAUUGUUAUUUUGGAAUGGGGUUAUCAUAAAUUAGUUUAUAGAUACGUAAUAAAAUAUACAAAAUG